AUGGCGGAUCAGCUCACUGACGAUCAGAUCUCUGAGUUCAAGGAAGCCUUCAGCCUAUUCGACAAGGAUGGUGAUGGUUGCAUUACCACGAAGGAGCUUGGCACCGUGAUGCGUUCCCUCGGUCAGAACCCGACCGAAGCCGAGCUUCAGGACAUGAUCAACGAAGUGGAUGCAGAUGGUAACGGAACCAUCGAUUUCCCCGAGUUCUUGAACCUGAUGGCUCGGAAAAUGAAGGACACGGACUCCGAGGAAGAGCUCAAGGAAGCGUUCAGAGUGUUUGACAAAGACCAGAACGGUUUCAUCUCGGCUGCUGAGUUGAGACACGUGAUGACCAACCUCGGGGAGAAGCUGAGUGAUGAAGAGGUCGAUGAGAUGAUUAAGGAAGCUGAUGUUGAUGGUGAUGGUCAGAUCAACUACGACGAGUUCGUCAAGGUUAUGAUGGCCAAGUGA
Microthlaspi erraticum is the source of this 450-nucleotide messenger RNA. The record is from the annotation of a GenBank genome assembly. NCBI's taxonomy places the organism in Eukaryota, Viridiplantae, Streptophyta, Magnoliopsida, Brassicales, Brassicaceae.